Molecule: messenger RNA, 1485 nt
Organism: Cynocephalus volans (Philippine flying lemur)
Lineage: Eukaryota; Metazoa; Chordata; Mammalia; Dermoptera; Cynocephalidae
Product: cytochrome P450 2A13
Exons: 9
Coding region: 1-1485 (494 amino acids)
Biological process (GO): coumarin metabolic process; epoxygenase P450 pathway; xenobiotic metabolic process
Cellular component (GO): cytoplasm; intracellular membrane-bounded organelle
Molecular function (GO): heme binding; arachidonate epoxygenase activity; iron ion binding
Source: RefSeq, a predicted model, not a curated record
AUGCUGGCCUCAGGGCUGCUUCUGGUGGCUUUGUUGGCCUGCCUGACUGUCAUGAUCUUGAUGUCUGUCUGGCGGCAGAGGAAGCUCUGGGGGAAGCUGCCUCCUGGACCCACCCCCCUGCCCUUCAUUGGCAACUACCUGCAGCUGAACACAGAGCAGAUGUACAACUCCCUAAUGAAGAUCGGAGAGCGCUAUGGCCCCGUGUUUACGAUCCACCUGGGGCCCAGGCGGGUAGUGGUGCUGUGUGGACAGGAUGCUGUAAAGGAGGCUCUGGUGGACCAGGCUGAGGAAUUCAGCGGCCGAGGAGAGCAGGCCACCUUCGACUGGCUCUUCAAAGGCUAUGGCGUGGCGUUCAGCAACGGGGAGCGCGCCAAGCAGCUGCGGCGUUUCUCCAUCUCCACGCUGCGGGACUUCGGCGUGGGCAAGCGCGGCAUCGAGGAGCGCAUCCAGGAGGAGGCGGGCUUCCUCAUCGAGGCCUUCCGGGGUACACGCGGCGCCACCAUCGAUCCCACCUUCUUCCUGAGCCGAACUGUCUCCAAUGUCAUCAGCUCCAUUGUCUUCGGGGACCGCUUUGACUAUGAGGACAAAGAGUUCCUGUCACUACUGCGUAUGAUGCUGGGAAGCUUUCAGUUCACAGCUACAUCCACAGGGCAGCUCUAUGAGAUGUUCUAUUCGGUGAUGAAACACCUGCCAGGACCACAGCAACAGGCCUUUAAGGAGCUGCAGGGGCUGGAGGACUUCAUAGCCAAGAAGGUGGAACAGAACCAGCGCACACUGGAUCCCAAUUCCCCACGGGACUUCAUCGACUCUUUUCUCAUCCGCAUGCAGGAGGAACAGAACAACCCCAACACGGAGUUCGACUUGAAGAACCUGGUCCUGACCACACUGAACCUCUUCUUUGCUGGCACGGAGACUGUCAGCACGACCUUGCGCUACGGCUUCCUGUUGCUCAUGAAACAUCCUGAUGUGGAGGCCAAGGUCCAUGAGGAGAUUGACCAGGUGAUUGGCAAGAACCGGCAGCCCAAGUUCGAGGAUCGGGCCAAGAUGCCCUACACAGAGGCAGUGAUCCAUGAGAUCCAAAGAUUCGGAGAUAUGAUCCCCAUGGGCCUGGCCCGCAGGGUCACCAGGGACACCAAGUUUCGGGACUUCUUCCUCCCCAAGGGCACUGAAGUGUUUCCUAUGCUGGGCUCUGUGCUGAGAGACCCCAAAUUCUUCUCCAACCCACGAGAUUUCAACCCCCAGCAUUUUCUGGAUGAGAAGGGGCAGUUUAAGAAGAGUGAGGCCUUUGUGCCUUUCUCUAUCGGAAAGCGGUACUGUUUUGGAGAAGGCCUGGCUAGAAUGGAGCUCUUCCUCUUCCUCACCACCAUCAUGCAGAACUUCUGCUUCAAGUCUCCGCAGUCACCUCAGGACAUCGACGUGUCACCUAAGCACGUGGGCUUUGCCACAAUCCCACGAAACUACACCAUGAGCUUCCUGCCCCGCUGA